AUGAUUCAUCAAGCCAUUCUUCUACUGUUCUUGCUGGCUUCUGCUUCUGCUUCAGCACCCUCGUGCCCCGACAUCACGUACCAGUUGGGCCCCUGCAUUUCUUACCUGCUGCAAAUUGAGGUGGCACCGCCUCCGGCUUGCUGUGAUGGUGUCAAGUACCUCAGCCAGUAUUCAAGUGACAAGGAAGAUAGAGAGGCUAUAUGUUGGUGUAUCAAGGGCGCAGCUAGUAUGAUGGGGCUUACUGAUUUUGCUCUCAUUUCUGCUCUGCCUAAUACCUGCGGCGUUUCUGUAAAACUUCCACCUAUCUCUAGCGACAUUGAUUGUUCCCAGACAGGGUCUGAAGAUGUAGAGGAAGGAGCUAAAGAGUUGGGCAAUGUUUGAAUAAAUUAAUGCGGUUCUUCACCGUUUGCAAUGGGAAAGGAAUAAUUAUGUGAAAGAAAUAAUUGUAAUGAGAAUAAUGGAAUAAUAACCCUAAAUAAAAUUUCACAGUAUUGCUCA
Molecule: messenger RNA, 498 nt
Organism: Prunus mume (Japanese apricot)
Lineage: Eukaryota; Viridiplantae; Streptophyta; Magnoliopsida; Rosales; Rosaceae
Source: RefSeq, a predicted model, not a curated record